Molecule: messenger RNA, 857 nt
Organism: Passer domesticus (house sparrow)
Lineage: Eukaryota; Metazoa; Chordata; Aves; Passeriformes; Passeridae
Exons: 8
Coding region: 118-753 (211 amino acids)
Source: RefSeq, a predicted model, not a curated record
GCUCCCACAGCCUUACCCGACCCCCUUGCAGUGUCCAGUUCCCUAAGGCAGAGGGGGAUCCCAGAACAUCAUGGAAAUGGUUCUGAUCUUUGCUCCCUUCUAGACUGGGAUGGCGUCAUGGACUAUCUGGAUGCCCUAUCGGAUAAUGACUUGAAACCCCCGGAGAAUGCUGGAGGUCUUCCUAGAUGGAUGAACCAAAACGCAGGAGACAGCAAGUCGCUGGAGGCAGCCAAACUUCUGGACAAGAUGCUGAGUGACCUUGAGAGACGUCGUGAGAUGAAACGAAAGGCUGUGCUGAAGGCUGAGUUUUCCAGAGGAAGCAGUGGCUCAUUGGCAGCCUCUGCUGCAGGAAGGGAGGCGAUGCCAGGCACAGGCCCAGGAGGUGAGGGUGCUGGGAUAGGUUCUCCAGCAGCUGGGAUGGAAGAUGGUUUGGAACCCUUGGGAGCCUCUGCAGGUGUGUCUGCAGGGAGGACUUUUCAAGCUCCAGGUCUGGUUGCUGAACACAAGCCCAGCUCCCAUCGCAGGGGUCCUUUGAGAGGGAGGAAAAAAACUACAAAACAGAGUGAGUCCCUGGAGGAAUCCAACCAAGCAGACCAAAUCUUGACUGGACUGGAGAGACAACGUGAUAUGGACCAAAAAGCUUUACGGAAGGCAGCACUUCCUGGAGGAAACGAUGGAUCAGUGCCAGCCACCGAUGCACAAAGGGAGGAGAUGCCAGACAGUGCCACAGAAGUGCUUUUUCCCGUUAUUUGAUAUAGUCAGUGAUGGCCUAAGUAUCCCAUGGCUGAAUUAGAAGACUGUAAGUAUAAUAAAAUAAAAUAAUGUUGACCCUCUAAUGUCUUUCACAGACUCCUGAA